AUGGGCAACCGGAAUACAACUAUGGGUGGCUUUAACGAAUCCUGCUUCCAAAAGGAAUUAAACACUUCCCACCAGGAGCAUUCGGAAAUAGCGCUUGCCGGUUUCAAGCUAGAGGAGUUGACUAUUUACCUCACAGUGACACUUUUCAUGCUGGUAGUCAUGCUCCUUAAACUUGGCUACCGGAAAGUCCCUCACCUAGGAUCCUAUUUCCCCGAAUCCCUUCUACUCAUGUUGGUGGGGCUGGCCUUCGGUGCGAUUAUUCGCUACACCGAUAGCGGAUGCACAUAUGCCAAUACACUACGUCUUUCACCGAACCUCUUUUUCAAUGUCCUUCUACCGCCUAUCAUGCUUGAAUCAGCCUAUAGUAUCUACAACAAGAAAUUCGGUGAAAUUCUUACAACCAUUCUUCUUUUUGCUGUAAUUGGAACCGUACUCAACUUCCUCUUCAUAGGUUUAGGGCUUUAUGUUGUGGACAUAACAAUUGGCCUAGGCGAGCCUAAACUCUACUUUGGAAUUAAGGAAUUUUUCCUCUUCUCAUCACUCAUUGUUGCUGUAGAUCCAGUGGCUGCGUUGGCGAUAUUUCAAGAUAUUGGAGUCGAUCUCAACCUGUAUUACAUGGUUUUCGGUGAAUCACUGUUGAAUGAUGCUGUGACAGUUGUGCUCUACAACAUAAUGAGUGCCUUCGUAGCAUCCCCAACCGUGAGUGGAUGGCAGGUAGCAGUGGGCAUUGGGUCCUUCUUCACCGUUAGUCUAGGAGGUGCUAUGAUCGGGCUUCUUCAUGGUAUAUUCUCCUGCUUCUUGACUCGUUUCAAUGUGGUCUCCGAGACUAUUGGCAUCCUCCUAACUAGCUAUUUGGCCUAUAUCGUUGCCGAUUUGUUUGCCUGGUCUGGAAUAAUCUCCAUUAUAGUCUGUGGGGUGUUUCAAUCGGCUUACGCUUUUCAUAAUCUCACACCACUAUCCGUCAUGGUACUGGAAUCGGCUGUGGAACAGGUAGCGUCAAUUGCUGAGGCCAUUAUUUUCCUCCUUCUGGGUUCUGAAGUUUUUGCACUCAACCUUCGAUGGCAUGCUGGAUUUCUAAUCACCUCCUUGGUGCUUUGCAUUGUUGUUCGGUUCAUUGUGACUGGAAUACUAUCAGCAAUUGUAAAUAAAAAUCGCUCCAAGCAGACUCGAAUAUCGUGGUCGGAACAAGUCAUAAUCAGUUAUGGAGGACUGCGUGGAGCUGUAGCAUUUUCAUUAGCUGUUCUCAUCAAUGCUGAAAGUCUUGGAGACGGGUCACAUCUUGCAAGGGAUGUUCAAGUGACCGCUGCCAUUGCUGUUAUUUUCUUGACUGUGGCAGUGAUGGGAACAACUAUCAAACCAUUGGUUCGAUUGCUCAACAUUCGCCUAUACUCAGACAAGGACUCCGCGAGGAAUCUUUUCCUAACUCUAAACGAUUCAGUGAUGGAGGAUAUUCUCAUCUUCAUUGAAGAGUUAAUAUCAUCUCCUGGUGUGCACUCCUUCGUGCGUGCAUUAUCCGCUUUCGACGAUAAGUACAUCCGACCCAUACUGCAACGGGAUGCCGCCACACAUGAAAUGAAAAUUGUCAAUGCUUAUGCAAAAUUAGCACUUCAGAUGCACUCCGAGGCCAUAGGAGCACAUGGUCCUUCAGAACCCAGCGAAUUGAGCGGUCGUGGUGAGGGGAGCAGGGAAGAGGUAACAAAAACAGCUGAAAUCGGCGUCAAAAUUAUACCUGACAUAUUACUUUCACCGAGUCUACCAUCCACAAAACAUCAACGCCGCCUAACACUAGCAGCCUUAUCUAGCAUAGGCCCAGAAAUUGCGUAUGGGCAUGUCAAAAAUGGCAAUUUUGCAUCGGCACAAAGGGCACAGUUUGCAAAGCUGAGUCGUACGCAGGCGACCUUUGCAAGAACAAUGGAUUUGUAUGCGCGACAGCACGAGUCGAUCGAAACGGCCUUACCCGAGGAAUCGCGUCGUAGAAUCAAUCGGCAUAGAGGGCAGCUCACACGACAAAUCGCAAACUGCACAGACAGUGAGGUUCACUUGGGAUCGAGGUCCCACGGACUGAAGCCGUAUCCGUACCGACCAGAACCCAUAACCGGCUCCUUUACGCUAACCACAAUGCAGGAGGAAAGGGGAGCGCCGGAAGAUGAGCGUGAAAUGAAGGAGGACAGAGACGUUCGAUCAAAGUCGAUUGACUUGUGA
Molecule: messenger RNA, 2202 nt
Organism: Echinococcus granulosus
Lineage: Eukaryota; Metazoa; Platyhelminthes; Cestoda; Cyclophyllidea; Taeniidae
Product: Sodium/hydrogen exchanger 2
Exons: 1
Coding region: 1-2202 (733 amino acids)
Biological process (GO): sodium ion transport; proton transmembrane transport; regulation of pH
Cellular component (GO): membrane
Molecular function (GO): sodium:proton antiporter activity
Source: RefSeq, a predicted model, not a curated record